This is a messenger RNA of Zingiber officinale, 1411 nucleotides long. RefSeq lists its product as uncharacterized. NCBI's taxonomy places the organism in Eukaryota, Viridiplantae, Streptophyta, Magnoliopsida, Zingiberales, Zingiberaceae. The transcript has 4 exons. Gene Ontology annotation, cellular component: mitochondrial small ribosomal subunit. Bases 40 to 1254 code for a protein of 404 amino acids. The record is from RefSeq and is a predicted model, not a curated record. Gene Ontology annotation, molecular function: structural constituent of ribosome. Gene Ontology annotation, biological process: mitochondrial translation.
UAUAAUUCCCCGAGAAUUCCAAAAACCCUAGUACCAAAUAUGAGACGUCACCUACUCCAUCACUCCCAUCUUCUCGUCAGCCGCCUCCGCCCUCCGCCUCCCCGGACAACCUUCACCUCCUCGGCACAAGUCCCUUCCCUCAAUGCCUUCCUCCGCCCUUUCUCCUCUUCAUCCGACUCCGAGGUCGCUACUCCUCCCGUGCCAGCUGCCUCCGUGGCUGAAGCCCUCAAGGGCGAUCCCCUGGUCGAGGACGUCAGCAACAAAGAGCUGAAGCGCCGGCUCGAGUUAUACUAUAAGGACGAUAGCGAGGAGGCUCUGCAGUCGGUUAUGGAGGCAAUCUUGAAGCGUCGGCUGUCAAGGAAGCAUGAGGAAACUGAUGACGAGCUAAUUGAAGAGCUACGGAUGACCCCGCUCACGGAUGUGAAGGAUCAGGAGUUUGAAUCUGAUUUCGAAGAUAUGCACACCACGGAUGAGGAAAUCGACAAUCUUUACAAUGCCAGGGAGCAUGUGGAGAAAAAGCUGAUGAAAAAUAAGCACUUCAAUGUGAAUGACCAGAAGUGGGAUGACUUUGUCCGGGAUGCCACUGAGAAGGGAUUCCUGAAGGACACCAAAGAGUGCGAGGAUAUCCUGGAAGAUAUGGUUGACUACAGCAAGCUCCUUCCAGAUGAGGUAAAACAAAAGGUUGAGGCAAAGUUCAAUGAGUUGGGUGAAAUGUGUGAAAGAGGAGAACUGGAAACUAAAGAGGCCUAUGAUCUGUUUAAAGAGUUUGAGGAUAAGAUAGUUGCGGAAUGUAUGGAGAAAAUGGAAGAAGAACCCCCUGAAGAAGAUAAGAAAGUAAAAUCAGAUGACCCACCUGGUGAAGGACCUAUUUUAAGAUGGCAGUCUCGUGUUGUAUUCGGUCCUGGUGGUGAUGCAUGGCAUCCAAAAAAUAGAAAAGUGAAACUUUCAGUGACUGUUAAAGAGCUGGGGCUUUCACGGUAUGCUUUUCGCAGAUUGUGUGAAGUAGUUGGAAAAAGGUAUCAUUCGGGUAAAGACGAGCUAACAAUUACUAGUGAAAGGUUUGAACACCGAGAAGAGAACAGGAAAGAUUGCCUUCGGACACUGCUAGCGUUGAUAGAAGAUGCAGAGACAGCGGAUGAGUUGGUAGAAAAGGCUCGGCAUGCUUACGCCAAGGAUAGACUGAAAGCCAAUCCUCACUUUAUUCAGAGGUUGAAAGCCAAGACUGCAAAAUUACAAUUAGCUGCACCUGCAUAAAAUGGAUGAUGUUCUCAUAUAUAUCCUUAUCUUUCACCUGAAAUUUGGUUCUUUCUGCUCUAUUCCAAACUGUUCAGCAGUUCAAAUUCUCAGAUACUCAUGUUUCCCUUGAAAGAGAAAUUUUGUCUCGUUAAAUAAAUUAUGGUAUGUUUCUGUA